This is a messenger RNA of Chiroxiphia lanceolata (lance-tailed manakin), 1451 nucleotides long. RefSeq names its product R-spondin 4 (gene RSPO4). Bases 480 to 1151 code for a protein of 223 amino acids. The record is from RefSeq and is a predicted model, not a curated record. Lineage: Eukaryota; Metazoa; Chordata; Aves; Passeriformes; Pipridae. The transcript has 5 exons.
GGGCUUCGCUGUGACCCCGGCGCUGGGAUGGCAGCGGGACAGUCGGACCGCGGCGGGACGGCGGGACAGUUCCCAGCCGAGGUGGUGGCUGGAGCGCUCCGGGGGGAUCCAGCCAGGGCGUUUGCCAGUCGCUUUGUUGCUGCUGAGGGAUUUUUUUUUUUUAGGAUUAUUAUUAUUUUGAAGGGGAGGGUGAGGAGGGGGGGCUGACACUGGCUAUAAAGGCAGAGCUCUCCGGAGCAGCCGGCACUUUCCCCGCCACCAUGAGAGCUCCCCGGGCCUGACAGCCCCAGCCUGCCCCAGUGUCACCGGCUCAUGCUGCCCUGAAUCGUGGCUGCGCGCCCGGAGCCCGGGGUGGGAUGGUGUGAGCCCGGAGCCGCUCCUCGCCCUCCCACCGCCCCUCACCGGCUCUGGCAGGAGCCGAGCCCGCCAGCCGCUUGGAUGAUUUGAUUCCUUCCCUGCCCGAAAUCACUCCUGCCCAGAUGCAGUGGAUAAUAUUCAUGUUGCUGUUAUUCAUCAGCUCCAUGGAAAUGCUCACGCAGAACCGAUGGAAGAAGCAAGCGAAUGCCGGCCUGCUGGAAAACUGCACAGGCUGCAUCCUGUGCUCUGAGGACAACGGCUGCAUCACCUGCCACCACCGGCUCUUCCUGCUCAUCUGGAGGGAUGGCAUCCGCCAGUACGGGAUGUGUGUCCACACUUGCCCGCCUGGCUACUUCGGUGUGCGGGGUCUGGAGGUCAACAGAUGCACAAAGUGCAGGUCGCCCAGCUGCGAGAGCUGCUUCAGCAGAGACUUCUGCAUGAAGUGCAAGGACAAGUUUUACUUGUACAAGGGCCAGUGUUUUCGGCAGUGCCCCCCCAGCACUGCAGCGCAGCCUGGCACCCGCGAGUGCCAAGAGAUGUGCGAGCCGGGGCCGUGGAGCGAGUGGAGCGCCUGCACCCACGAGAGCCGGACCUGCGGCUGCAAGUGGGGGGUGGAGACGCGGGUGCGGGAGGUGCCGGAGGCUGCCCGGGAGGAGGGGGCUGCCUGCCCCCCACUGCAGGAGAGCAGGAGGUGCCGCAUGAAGAAGCACUGCCCGGGAGACAAAACUGAACCCAGAAAUAAAAGCAAAAAGCGACAGAAGAAGCCGAAGACAGAACGGCACGUGGGUACCUAGCAGGCACCAGCACAGGAGCUGGAGCACCAUGGUGGGAGCUCCCAACCAGCUCCUGCCACGGUGCCCUGGCCACAUCACCCCCAUUUUUCCAUCCACCAAAAAAAAAAAAAAAAAAAUUGCACAAUUUUCUCUGCCCCCCCCUCCCCCUUCCCCCUUUUUCUUUUGAGAAAAUUUAUGGCCUGUAAAACACUUCCUUUUCAGAGAAUCUAGUUUGUAGUGUCCAAAGCAAAGCCCUGGGGCUUGGGGAGGGGGUGGCUCCUUUAUUCCUCUGGUUUUCCUUCUCCCCUAGCCUGCUCCUUC